ACUGAUCAGACAAGUCAAGUCAUAAAUUCCUAAAAUAAAAAGAUUUCUGAAGGAAACGGACCAUCCUUUAUGAGUUGUAGAAUAUUUCGUGAAAAUAGAGGUUAAACCACCAUCGCUCGUAUAGUGGCGUAAAACAUGUUUGAUUAGUUUACUGCUUAGUAAUUUUAUGUUGAUUCUUUGUUUCUUUGUGUAAUUACCACGUACUGUGUCGAGACAGCGAGCACAGAUAAAAUGGCGACUGAUCAAGCGAAAAACCGCAUGCAUGUGUUCAAGAAUGCAGGCAAAGAUGUCGAUGAAAUGCGCAGGCGAAGGAAUGAAGUCACAGUCGAGUUAAGAAAAAACAAAAGAGAGGAAACACUUCAGAAACGGCGUAAUGUGCCCAUUAGCUAUUCUACCGAUGAGGAGGAGAUCGACAAGAACCUCGCUACCACCGACCUUGAUGAGCUGGUGAUGAACGCUGCCAACGCAGAAAACCCUGAAGCACAGUUGGCUGCUGUGCAACAAUGCAGAAAACUGCUCUCGUGUGAUAAAAACCCGCCUAUUGAUGAGCUCAUAGCUGCUGGAAUACUCCCCAUCCUAGUUCAGUGCCUUUCGAGGGCUGACAAUCCAGCGUUACAGUUCGAGACCGCUUGGGCUUUAACAAACAUAGCUUCCGGAACGUCUGCACAAACAAACAAAGUAGUCCAUGCCGGUGCAGUACCUGUAUUCCUUCAGCUCUUGAUGUCACCUCAUGAAAACGUAUGUGAUCAGGCAGUAUGGGCCCUCGGUAACAUAAUCGGCGACGGUCCAGUCCUUCGAGACUUUGUGAUAGAACUAGGAGUUGUCAAACCACUACUGAGCUUAAUCAAAUCAGACAUACCAAUCCCAUUCCUCAGGAAUGUAACAUGGGUGAUUGUCAACCUCUGCAGGAGUAAAGAUCCACCACCACCUCUGAAAACCAUCCAGGAGAUACUGCCUGCCCUAAAUGUUCUAAUCCUACACAACGACAGUAGUGUUCUUGUUGAUACUGUUUGGGCCAUUAGUUAUCUAACAGAUGGGGGCAAUGAACAAAUCCAAAUGGUGAUAGAAUCUGGUAUAGUAACAACCUUGAUUCCGUUGUUGUCGCACAAGGAAGUGAAAGUACAGACGGCCGCCCUAAGAGCAGUUGGUAACAUUGUCACAGGAACAGACGAACAAACUCAAGUUGUCCUGAACUGCGAUGCUCUCUCACACUUCCCGGCUUUACUGACUCAUCCGAAAGAGAAGAUAUGCAAAGAGGCAGUAUGGUUUCUGUCAAACAUCACGGCAGGUAAUAAACAACAAGUUCAGGCUGUUAUUGAUGCUGGUCUCCUGCCCAUGAUUGUGGCCAACCUUAGCAAAGGAGAGUUUCAAACCCAGAAGGAAGCUGCUUGGGCCGUUUCCAACCUCAGCAUCAGUGGCACGAGGGACCAAGUUGCUGCACUUAUCAAUUGUGGAGUUAUACCGCCAUUCUGUAAUCUACUCAGUUGCAAGGAUACCCAAGUUAUUAAUGUUGUACUAGAUGGUCUCAGUAACAUGCUGAAGAUGGCUGGUGACAAUGCCGAACAAGUUGCUAACAUGAUUGAGGAGUGUGGUGGUAUUGACAAGAUUGAAGAUUUGCAGACCCAUGAGAAGAUGGAAAUUUACAAGAUGGCUUAUGAUAUCAUAGAACAGUACUUUGCGGGAGAGGAGGAGGACGCGUCGCUGGUGCCGGCGGCGGGCGAGGCGGCCUUCCAGUUCGACGGCGGCGCCGCCGACAAGGAGCCGCCGCCCUUCCGCUUCUAGCUCGGCGCCGACCCCACGCCCACCCCGCGCUGACCCCACGCUGACCCCACGCUCACCCCACGCUCGCCGCUCCAGACACAAGACUUCGGAUAAACACUUCUUCAACAGCCUCACCGAACACGGGUCCGUUGGUUGUUUACAACAAAUGUACGGCUAGUUUUACGUAAAUUAUUUUUACAUUUAACGUUAAUAUGAAAUUUUUUGCCUAGACUGAAAGUAACAACUUUCUGUAAAGUAUUUUUUUAGAAAGAGUGGUUAUCCGACCUUUUGGCUCUGGCGUCGUGGAUGAUGUUCUGGGCACGAGCCGUCGGUCCGGCCGACCUCGAACUGUCUCUGUAACGUUUGUUUACAAAUCGACUAUGUAUGUAUAUGCCUGUUGGUGAACACUAUUUUUAUUGGCUUUCUUGUUGUAAAUGAAAAAAUAAAAAUGAUUAUUGUAAAACGAUGCUGUGACUAACCUGACUAAACGCAUGUUUGAGUCGUUCAUUUUUAAUGCUAUUAAGUAGUAAUAAGAAUUUUUCAAUAAAGUGAUUCUAUUUAGA
Bombyx mandarina (wild silkworm) is the source of this 2324-nucleotide messenger RNA. RefSeq names its product karyopherin alpha3 (gene Kap-alpha3). The record is from RefSeq and is a predicted model, not a curated record. NCBI's taxonomy places the organism in Eukaryota, Metazoa, Arthropoda, Insecta, Lepidoptera, Bombycidae.